Alternaria atra is the source of this 642-nucleotide messenger RNA. RefSeq lists its product as uncharacterized. The transcript has a single exon. Lineage: Eukaryota; Fungi; Ascomycota; Dothideomycetes; Pleosporales; Pleosporaceae. Bases 1 to 642 code for a protein of 213 amino acids. The record is from RefSeq and is a predicted model, not a curated record.
AUGCCCGCACGUACCCGUAAGCUCGGUAUCAACAAUAGGGACAAGAGCGCUCUUGGUUUCUCAGAGGAUGACUUUUGUCGUCACUGGGUCUCUGCCGAUGUGUGGAAUCCGCGCAAUGCUGAUCUGAGAGUUGCCUUCAAUCAACAAGACAACGGCUUUGAGCAUCUCAAAAUCGCGGCUAUGCCUUUGAUCGGCACCAACAUCAUCGAUGCGCCAGACUUUGCCAACCUCGGCCUCGAAGAAGAGACGAAAUACCUGGGGAUGCUUCGCGACAAGCUCAGCCUGGCCAAAGACUACAUUCUCAAGGAGAAGGAGCUAUCGCUCGAUCCCGACCGCGUUGGCAUGCGCCACGAGACAACGCCAGUAAUUCUCGCCGUACCACCUAUUAUGAUCGAUAUAUACUCUCAGCAGAUGACCCGACUGCUCAUUGAAACGGCGGCAGAGCUCCUUAGGUUACACGCCGAAAGUCCGGAGGAUGAAUCCAGUGCCGCACUAGAUCAGCUAAUGCGAGAUUACCUGGAGUUCUGGGUCGGGUUGCAGACGAGCCUUGUAUGGCAGCUUCCUGGGAAUAACGAAGAGGACAAGACGAACAAGGUAGAUAGGAUUAUGGAUGAGAUACUGGAAAAGCUGGUUGAGCCUUGA